Dermacentor silvarum is the source of this 2190-nucleotide messenger RNA. RefSeq lists its product as uncharacterized. NCBI's taxonomy places the organism in Eukaryota, Metazoa, Arthropoda, Arachnida, Ixodida, Ixodidae. The record is from RefSeq and is a predicted model, not a curated record. Gene Ontology annotation, molecular function: RNA-DNA hybrid ribonuclease activity; nucleic acid binding. The transcript is spliced from 3 exons. Bases 1 to 2190 code for a protein of 729 amino acids.
AUGGACGAUGCGAUGAACUCGCCCUUCACCAAGGCGGAACUUCGUGCUGCACUGCUUUCCACCAACACGUGCAGCACACCAGGCCGGGACGGCAUUACAUACGCUAUCCUUCGCAACCUUCCAGACAAUACCCUCGAGGAACUUCUUGCUCUUUUUAAUCAGGUUUGGGACAGUGGAAACCUGCCCGAUUCAUGGCAGCUAUCAACGGUCACCCCCAUUCCCAAACCCGGAAGAUCAUCCUCUAUCCUGAGCAACCUUCGGCCUAUAUCAUUACCUUCCCAGGCUGGAAAGCUUCUGGAAAAAAUGGCACUGAGUCGCCUUGACUGCUGGCGCCGGUAUCACAGGAAGCCCUGGGCAUACAUACGCGGAUUUCUCUGUGACCGUGAAUUUCAAGUCGCUGUAGGUCAGACACUCUCCGCACCGAAGAAAUCACUAGUGGGAGUGCCGCAAGGCGCAGUCCUGCUGUUCAACUUGGUGAUGGCACCACUUUGCUAUCGCCUGCCUGAUAUACCUGGACUUCGCUUCAGUGUGUAUGCGGACGAUGUCACAAUAUGGACUAAAGGAGGCUCCGACGGCGACCAGUCCGAUGCCAUUCAAACCGGACUCGACACCAUUGCCACAUUUCUGAAGGAGGUCGGACUCACACUUUCUUCUGACAAAACUAACUUCGUAGUACUGGGCACGAAGGCAGCCCGUUCUGCCUGGCAAUUUUCGUUCACCUUUGACGGUGAGCAAAUAACUCAGCAAGACAGUGUUCGAGUUCUAGGCAUCUACAUCGAUGCAGAUUUUGGUGCAACGACAUGGCUUCGCAACAUCACUCGGACCUGGCAUCAGAUACUCCACCUAAUCCGCCGCAUCGCGUCCAAGAACUGGGGCAGUGAGGAACGAACUCUCCGUCGUCUCGUGACUGCUCUACUAAUCUCACGUGCUGUAUAUGGCUAUAACUUCUACACUCUCACCCAAAAGCAACGAAAAAAACUGGAAUCGCUCAACCACGAAGCCAUGAGGGUUGUCACCGGCCUGCCGCGUUUCACACCCAUACACCGCCUUGCUCAAAUGGCCCAGAUGAAUCUGAUCGAGGCAAUAGCCGAGGCUGCGAAGCAUUCACAACAGUUCCGACUAAGAGCCACGAUAUCCGGACGCAGCAUCCUUUCGCUUCAUCUGCCAGUCCCCUCAGCGCCUCUUCCCUCCUUCCCUGCUCUGUGGGACUGUCCCCUGACCACGGACUUUGCACCGAUUCCCCAAAACGUGAAUGCCGAUCACGCAGAGAGGCAAUUGUCUUACGCAAGGCUGCACGAGGCAAAAGUUCGCGACGCUCCUUCCCAUCACCACGCUGUCUACACCGACGCCGCCUUCAGUGACGAAGCUUCAGCCAUAGCCUACUAUUGCCCAAGCACCGCCACGGCCUACUACUCCUCUCGUCCUGCCUGCAACGACCCAUUAACGGCGGAAAUGGCUGCGAUAUCCGCUGUAUGCGACGCCGUCCUCAAGCCUCCUUUCGCAGCCUUCACUCAUCACACAGUUUACACAGACUCACAGGCUUCCAUAAAGGCCUGCGCCCGGCUGGACUCGCGCAAUGGUUCUGUUCACUCAAUACACAGGACGAUCCGAAUCGCCGACGAGGCUGGCCACACUGUCCGCCUCGCAUGGGUACCAGGUCACGCUGGGGUCGCUGGCAACCGAAUGGCCGACUCUCUGGCAAGAGAGCUUCUUUCCUGCCCCUCAGAGACGCGUCCACAAGUGCCUGACGACCCGUACCCCAUCGACCCGCACACAGUCCUGGCAGAGGCGAAGGCUGCUCGAAGGGCCGCGCUCCGGAACAUCCUCCCGGAAAAGCCUACGCCCCUGCCAGGGAAGUUUACCCGUGCUGAGGUCAAACGCCUGCGACGCAUCGUCACGGAGACAGCAGUGACACCAGCCCGCCGCGCCAUGAUGCGCCUCCAGACCUGGCAAUCACCCACUUGUCGCUCCUGUCCAGGGAACCAGCGGCUGGAUCAGAACCAUAUACUCUGGGGCUGCUCGGAUCUCGCCGAGCACCGGAGAAGAGCGAUAGCCACCCUUCCCCCUACUCUGAGGCCUCAGGAUUUGCGCAUCAGCGACACGGGCCCCGCAGCCAAAAGUGAUGGCCCCUAUGCCCGCAGUGAUGGCCCCUAUGCCCGAGCCGUACCGAGCAGCCCUGGCAGCUCUUGA